Salvia miltiorrhiza (redroot sage) is the source of this 1668-nucleotide messenger RNA. RefSeq lists its product as uncharacterized. Bases 166 to 1326 code for a protein of 386 amino acids. The record is from RefSeq and is a predicted model, not a curated record. The transcript has 5 exons. NCBI's taxonomy places the organism in Eukaryota, Viridiplantae, Streptophyta, Magnoliopsida, Lamiales, Lamiaceae.
CAACACAAAAAUGUGUGGAUAUUUAAAUUGGAUUUUUUUUUUUUUUUUGGAAGAAGGGAUAUUUAAAUUGGAUUAAGGUAAAUGGAGACGGGUAGGUGUCGCGCACAAUAUAACUCUUUUAUCUUUGGGGGAUUUUGAGUUUGAACAUACCGAUUUUACUUUUAAAUGUGCACCUCUCUCUCCUCAAUCACACGUCUAUAUCUCUCCUGCCUCUCCAUCAAACCCCUCUCCAAAAAUCUUCCAAAAUUUUCGUUCAAGCCCAUUUCUCUAGCUCCUUCCAUCGCCAUGGCCGGAGAAUCCGAGAGUUUCGCCACCGCCUUCUCCACGGAUGACGACGCCAAGUACGGCUUCGAGCGCAGCGAGAUGUACCAGACCAACCUCGCCGGUACCGUUGACUACUUCGAGCGCCACGUCUUCCUCUGCUACAAGUCUCACGACUCGUGGCCGGCCAAACUGGAGGUUUCCGACUCCGAUCCGCUACCUAAGCAGUUCGCUUCCGCUCUCAGAGCUCGUAGGAACGAUAUCAAAAUCAAGACUCGUCUGACUAUAUGCGAGGCAGCCCAUGAUAUGAACUUGUGGGAUGGAGAUGUUUUGAUUUUCCCUCAGAUGAUUGUAUACAGGGGUUUGACAGAGUCAGAUGUCGAGAGCUUUGUUGAGGACGUACUAGUGAGUGGAAAACCUUGGCAGUCUGGAGUAGAGCAGGAGUUAAAUGGUUCGUUUGUGUUUGUUUGUGCUCAUAACAACCGAGACAGGAGAUGUGGUGUUUGUGGCCCACCUCUAAUUGAAAAGUUCAAAGAGGAGAUUGGAUCCAAAAAUUUGAGCGACCCAGUCUUUGUGGCUGCUUGCUCACAUAUUGGAGGACACAAGUAUGCAGGAAAUGUGAUAAUCUUUAGUGCCGAUUCUGAUGGAAAAGUUGUUGGCAACUGGUACGGGUAUGUCACACCUAGCGAUGUGCUUGACUUGCUUGAUAAACAAAUUGGGAAGGGAGAAGUCAUUGAGCGGAUCUGGAGGGGGCAGAUGGGUGUCAAAGAAGCUGAAAAGGUUGAGGAACCAAAGGCUGCUAACGGAACAAGCACAAACAACCAUGAGCAACAGCCUCAAGAUAUUGGUACUGGAGAAACAACAACAAAAACGGGAGGCUGUUGCCAAGGUGCUAAUGGGGUCUCGUGCUGCAUGGACGAGAGUGUUGAGAAGAAAACAGACAAGGGAGGUCUGUGUGGCUGGACUGGGAAAUGGGAGCAGCGUCAUGUCCUCACAAGUGUUGCUGUGGUGGGUGCGGUGGCUACUGUCGCCGUGGCAUAUGGUGUGUAUCGUAGAGCAAGAUGAAGGGAGUAUUUUAGCCUAAUAUCGAAUAGGAAGUUGCACGCCCACGAUUUCUAUAGAGAUGCUGAAUGAUUAUAUGAAUAAAUAUCAUAAUACAUGUGAUUACAUUAGCCUCAAAACAUAGUUGUCUGAGAUUGCUGGGUUGAUACCAAUACUGGGUUGCCCAGCCGUAUAGAAUUUGUAUUGCGGUUGGCUAUAUUACCGUCUCCAACCCAUAUAGUUUGUCCUGCUUUUUGCGGAGUGGCGUUAUCGGUUAUAUACGAUGGCUAUGCUUUUGUUUGUUUUUGCUCAAAUUGCUCACUCCCUUGAGAAUUAUACUUGCAUAAGGAUUUUUAUGUUGUUAAA